This is a messenger RNA of Phycodurus eques (leafy seadragon), 4167 nucleotides long. It is a transcript of the gene slc6a16a, whose product is annotated as solute carrier family 6 member 16a. NCBI's taxonomy places the organism in Eukaryota, Metazoa, Chordata, Actinopteri, Syngnathiformes, Syngnathidae. The record is from RefSeq and is a predicted model, not a curated record. Bases 87 to 2174 code for a protein of 695 amino acids. Gene Ontology annotation, biological process: sodium ion transmembrane transport. The transcript is spliced from 12 exons. Gene Ontology annotation, cellular component: membrane.
UCACACGUCUCUGGGUGGAAAGGGACAACUGUUGAGGAGGAGGAUCGAUCUGAACUUGAGUGCAGCGUUGGAGCGAGCUGUCAAUCAUGACAGAGAAACCCUCACUGAAUGGCGGCGAGGACGGGACAUGGCCGACUGAGAGUCGGUCUCAAUCUCAGAUCGCACUCAAUUCUGAUGCAAACGAAGCCAAAGAUGGGGACCGGCCGGCCUGGGAUUCCAAGAUCCAGUAUGUGUUGGCUCAGGUGGGCUUCAGUGUGGGCUUGGGGAACGUGUGGAGGUUUCCAUACCUUUGCCACCAGAAUGGAGGAGGGGCCUUCAUGCUGUUGUAUGUUUUUCUUCUGGUGGUGGUUGGCGUUCCCCUCUUCUUCAUGGAAUUGGCCGCUGGCCAGAGCAUUCGGCAGGGCAGCAUUGGCGUCUGGAAACAUAUUUCCCCAAAACUGGCCGGUAUCGGCUAUUCUAGCUGCUUGGUUUGUUUUUAUGUGGCUCUGUACUACAAUGUGAUUAUUGCAUGGAGCCUUUUCUACAUGGGCAACUCCUUCCAGUAUCCUCUGCCAUGGGAGAACUGUCCCAUUGAUGUGGCCACCAAUGACACAGUGAGAGAAUGUGCACAAAGUUCUGCAACAUCGUAUUUCUGGUUUCGGAAAGCUCUGAACAUCUCUAAUUCCAUUGAGGAGUCAGGAGAGUUUAAUUCCAUCAUGACGGGCUGCUUAUUGGCUGCAUGGACUAUUGUCUGCUUGGCGAUGAUUAAGGGUAUCAAGUCGUCUGCAAAGGUGAUGUACUUCUCCUCAGUCUUUCCCUAUGUGGUGCUCUUCAUUUUCCUCAUCAGAGGCUUGACGUUGGAUGGAGCAAAAGAAGGAAUCACGUAUAUGUUUUAUCCCAGACUUGAGAUUUGGGGGAACAUGCAGGUGUGGCGGCAGGCGGCCACUCAAGUGUUUUUUGCCCUGGGACUGGGAUACGGUUCUGUCAUCGCGUAUUCUUCCUACAAUCCGGUCCAAAACAACUGUCACAGGGACGCUCUUCUGGUCUCGGGCAUCAACUUCAUGACGUCUGUCCUGGCCUCGCUUGUUGUUUUUGUCAUCCUGGGUUUCCGGGCCAAAAACAUUGCAAAGGGCUGCGUGGCUGAAAAUGUUCGCCUUCUAAGCAACGUGUGGAUCCAGGAACAGGACCAUCAUUGGUGGCCAAGUUUCAACAUGACCGGGCCAACCUCCGUGUCUGUGUCGGACUACAGAGAGUGGUACAGGCGCUAUGGUGCCACGCUGCGUCUCAACAUCACCGACUGCAAUCUGGAGGAGGAGAUGAACAAAGGAGUGGAAGGGACAGGACUGGCUUUCAUAGCGUUCACUGAGGUGAUGGCUCUCUUCCCAGCCAGCCCCUUCUGGUCCACUCUCUUUUUCCUCAUGCUGCUCAACCUGGGCAUGAGCACCAUGUUUGGGACCAUGCAGGGAAUACUCACACCUCUCAUGGACAAUUUUAAGAUGCUAGGACGCCACCGCACCUUACUCACUGUGUGCAGCUGUGCUUUGGGCUUCCUGCUAGGACUUCUGUUCACUCAGCGCUCAGGCAACUACUUUGUGGCCAUGUUUGACGACUACUCGGCCACACUGCCCUUAGUCAUUGUUGUCAUCUUUGAAACCAUCAGUGUCUCCUGGGUUUACGGUACUGAUCGCUUCCUGGAUGAUAUUGAAGACAUGCUCAAAUGGCGUCCCCCCGUGGUGUACAAGUAUCUUUGGAAAUAUGUGUGCUUGCUGGCCAUGAUAGGACUCCUGGCUGCAAGUUUGUUAAGAAUGGUCCUUAAAGGGCCCACCUACACCGCCUGGAAUGAAAGCACGGCCUCUGAGAUGACUUUGGAGUAUCCCGGUUGGUCUCUGGUAAUGAUCGUCUUACUCAUAGUCUUUGCCAGCCUGCCAGUACCCGUCAGUUACGUCCAUUCAACACUGCAGCACCGCAGGCUGCUUAACACCGACUCCAUGGAGGGCGCGGGCAAAGAGGUCAACCGCCACUUGUACACCAAGUGCAGCUCUGUCGAACAGCUGGAUUUCAACUCCCAACAAGCUACCACCGAGGAAGAAGGCGUCCGUCCCAGGACGACCUUCCUUCCGGUGGGCAGCGAACACUACCGCCUCUUGCCCCAGAAAGAGGACCUCGACGAAGAGGACCAGGACACGGGGGUGUGAGGGUGUGGUUGCCCAUCAGGGUGGAGGUUGUUUGCAAAGUGUUUCAAGUGUAGGUCCUCGGCGUGUGAAUAAGCAAGACCGUGCGGGAGAAAUGGGAAAAUGGAGGACAGCAUUAGUCAAAAUAGUUGUUUAGCUCAGGAAGCUACAUUAUUAGCAAGCCAACGCUAGUUUCUUCAAUAAAUACAGGGAACCCCCUGUAUUUGCAGCGGGACAAGGACCGAACCCUGCUGCAAAUAGUGAAAAUCAGCGAGUAAAGGGCGACCCCCUAAAAAGGUUUGUAAUUGCCUAUAGAUGCCAUAAAAUAGCAGCAAAGGACUACUUUUUUAAAUGAAGAUCCUCAAAGCAAUGCUGUUAUUGCUUUGGCCUUAAUACAAAAACAGAGGAUACAAUAGGUGAGUUUUUCAGCAAAUAAUGGCGGAUAGGUUCCCCCCCCCAAAAAAAAUAAAAAAAUCAGCAAAUUUACAAAUGCUGAACUGCGAAUGUCAGGGAGUUCGCUUCAUAACACUUUUUAGGCAUAGCCACCAAAGGACACAGUGUGUUUCAAAUGAGCAUGAAGUGUCACAGGAGCCAGUCAAAAGGACAGCUGUUAUGUAGAUGAGUGUUUCCCAACCUUUACUGAGCCAAGGCACAUAUUUUGCAUGGGAAAAACCUCACGGUCCACAUCCAAACAAAGCAUGUCACAAAAAGUAUGAAGACUGAUGUAAUGAUUGCGUUUCAAUUAAAUCAUAAGUUUACUUAGUGUUAAAUCUGGGCCUUUUUAGUUGUAUGAAUGGAAACUGUUGGCUAAACAUGUUAAUUGUACCAUCUGUCAUCCAGUGGAAGAGCAGUUACCGUAAUGGUUCUGCCUAUCACGAUAAGUCACGGGCAUAGAUAGAAGAACAAAGAAAUUGUCAUUCUUGGUCCAAUUAAGUUGAAUUGGAUCAUUUCCUGUGGCACACCUGAUGAUUUCUCACGGCACACAAAUGUGCCGCAGUGCAGUAGUUGAGAAUGACUGUUACAUUCAUAAAUAGAUUAUUAGGCCGGGGAGCGGGGGGACAUUAUGACGACUUCUUUUGGCUUCCAUGAGCAUUUCCUCCAUGUUUGCAUGCGAGUGUGUUUGUGAGGAUAAGAGACGUAUAGUAAGUGACACUUUCAAGAAAGUUAAUGACUAUUUGAUGGAUCCUCGUGUGUAAGUUUUAGUUAACGUUUUAAGUUUGGUAGGAUUCAGUUCUGGAUAAUGUCAGUGAAGAUCCUCACAAAGAAUAUGCAUGUGACAAUUUAUAGAUGUAUUAACUGUACUGCAAACAGGAAUAUAUUUGUCAGGAUAUUUGUUGCAUUUUCACUAUUAUGUUGAUUCUGCCUAUUGUAUAGAUUUGAUUAAACAUCAACAAAUCUUCAUGGCAGAAACUUACUUACUGGUCUACUGGAAUCGAAGUGAUCAUGUGUAAUCGAUUUACUGUUUUUUGUGACAACGUUUUUAGUUUUACAAAUGGCGAUCUGUACUUUAGACCUUACCUUGGUAAGUAACUUGGGUUACUUUAUUCGACAUCCAUGACUGGCGACACAAUGAUGGACUGAUCGAUUGAGAUCAUGGGUCCUUAAAAAGCGGAGGUGGGGGGGGGAACAGAAACAGGAGCGACAUGGAGGAACGUGAAUCCGGGAGCAUUAACGAUGACAACAGAAAACAUAACGCACCUUCUUUUUGUUGUGUGUUUUCGUUGUUGUCGGCCACAAGAAUGAUUGGUGGCGAAUGCGUUUUGUUUUGUGCCAGCUUAAAAACCACCAUUCUCGAAUCUGGACAAACAUAUACAGGUAUUAUCAUUAGUUAAUUUAGCAUUUUAUUGUUUUGUUUUUCUUAUUCAGGACCUGUUGGCAAUACAGUCCUGAUUAUCCUGUCAGAAUUCAGCUUGUGGCAAACCUGUGCCCAGUGUUUUUGUAUUGUCGAGUAACAGUAAAAAAAAAAAAAAACUGUAAACAGUAAAAACUCAUUAAAACUCAUUUUUACUUUUUUACU